Molecule: messenger RNA, 8443 nt
Organism: Nematolebias whitei (Rio pearlfish)
Lineage: Eukaryota; Metazoa; Chordata; Actinopteri; Cyprinodontiformes; Rivulidae
Gene: sptbn2
Product: spectrin beta chain, non-erythrocytic 1
Exons: 40
Coding region: 613-7746 (2377 amino acids)
Biological process (GO): actin cytoskeleton organization
Cellular component (GO): cell projection; spectrin; plasma membrane
Molecular function (GO): actin filament binding; structural constituent of cytoskeleton; phospholipid binding
Source: RefSeq, a predicted model, not a curated record
CUCCACCCACCCACACCCCCUCCAGCUUCCACCUCCACAUCCACUCUCUUUCUUUCUCCUCGCGGGGACGCAGGCAGGCAGCAGGUCGGUGAUGUGGAGGAGGAGGAGGGGGGGAACAGAGACGCAGCUGCGGAUAUCCGUCUCGUACCUGCCACAAAAAAACGGGGUCUUUUGGCGUCUUCCCUUGUGGUAUUUAUUUAUUUAUUUAUUUAUUUAUUGUCCCCCACGCUUGCUGACGGUUCGGUGAGAAGCCUACAAAGAUAGUCUGGUUUUGUAACCAGUGCAGCGCGGAGGGAAAACAACCAAACAAACACAAUUGAAAAUACUUUUUUAUUUUUAUUUUUUUUAAACCAAGGAGGCGGAUUUAAAGCAGAGCAGCGGCACCUGGGAUUUUUUUUUUUUUUUUAACCGUUACAUUUCAAAUUAGCGUAGCCGCGCGCGUGCCGUGGUAGCACACGGAGAGAUUUUUUUUUUAUGCCUGAUUAAAAAAAAAAAAAAAAAGAAGAAGAAGAAAAGACCCCUUUUUUUUUUAGUCCUACGAUAGACCUCGUCCUCGUUACCAGAAGAAAGAAAAACAAAGGGUUGGAUGCGUUUUCCCCAAGCCUCGACACCAUGAGCACAAUCUCACCAACGGACUUUGACAGCUUGGAGAUCCAGCAGCAGUACAACGACAUCAACAACCGCUGGGACCUGGCAGCGGAGACCGACUGGGACAAUGAGAACAGUUCAGCACGGCUCUUUGAACGCUCUCGCAUUAAAGCUCUUGCAGAUGAGCGUGAAGCGGUGCAGAAGAAGACUUUUACCAAAUGGGUGAACUCUCACUUAGGCCGAGUGACCUGCCGUAUUGGUGAUUUAUACACAGACCUCAGAGAUGGCCGUAUGUUAAUCCGCCUUCUCGAAGUGCUCUCAGGGGAACAGCUGCCAAAACCCACUAAGGGCCGCAUGCGUAUCCACUGCCUUGAGAAUGUCGACAAAGCCCUGCAGUUUCUAAAGGAGCAAAAGGUCCAUCUAGAAAAUAUGGGCUCACAUGACAUUGUGGAUGGGAAUCACCGUCUCACCUUGGGUCUCAUAUGGACCAUCAUCCUUCGUUUCCAGAUCCAGGACAUCAGCGUAGAGACAGAAGAUAACAAGGAGAAAAAAUCAGCCAAAGAUGCCCUGCUGCUUUGGUGCCAAAUGAAAACUGCUGGAUACCCUAAUGUCAACAUUCAUAACUUCACCACCAGCUGGAGAGAUGGCCUGGCGUUCAAUGCCAUCGUACACAAACACAGGUCUGAUCUGAUUGAGUUUGACAGCCUGAAGAGGUCCAACGCUCACUACAAUCUCCAAAAUGCCUUCAAUGUGGCUGAGAAGGAACUGGGACUCACCAAGCUGCUGGACCCCGAGGAUGUAAAUGUUGAUCAACCUGAUGAAAAGUCCAUCAUCACUUAUGUGGCGACCUACUAUCAUUACUUCUCCAAGAUGAAAGCCCUGGCAGUGGAGGGCAAACGAAUUGGCAAGGUGCUCGACUAUGCUAUUGAGGCAGACCAGCUGAUAGAGAAGUACGAAACACUGGCGUCCGAGCUGUUGCAGUGGAUUGAGCAGACCAUAGUGACGCUCAACGAUCGACAGCUGGCCAACUCCCUGAACGGUGUGCAGAACCAGCUUCAGGCUUUCAACUCCUACAGGACCGUGGAGAAACCCCCGAAAUUUACAGAGAAAGGGAACUUGGAAGUGCUUCUUUUUACUAUUCAAAGCAAGAUGAGAGCGAAUAAUCAGAAAGUUUACAUGCCGAGAGAGGGCAAACUCAUCUCUGAUAUCAAUAAGGCGUGGGAACGACUGGAAAAGGCUGAGCACGAGCGUGAACUGGCUCUGAGAAACGAGCUGAUUCGCCAGGAGAAACUUGAGAUGCUGGCUGCCCGUUUUGAUCGGAAAGCAGCCAUGAGGGAGACUUGGCUGAGCGAGAACCAGAGGCUGGUGUCCCAGGAUAACUUUGGAACUGACUUGGGGGCUGUGGAAGCUGCCACCCGAAAACAUGAAGCAAUUGAGACGGACAUAGGAGCAUACUGGGAGCGCGUUGCUGCUGUGGAAGCUGUUGCCAAAGAGCUGGAAGCCGAGAGAUACCACGAUGUGCGCCGCGUACUUGCACGGAGGGAUAACGUGCUCCGGCUCUGGGAAUACCUGAAGGAGCUUCUGGCUGCUCGCAGAGAGCGACUGAACGCUCAUCGAGACCUGCAAAGGCUAUUUCAGGAGAUGCGCUACAUUAUGGACUGGAUGGCUGAUGAGAAGGGCCGACUGCAGUCUCAGGACAGUGGUAAACAUUUGCACGAUGUUUUAGACCUGCUGCAAAAACAUACUCUGGUGGAGGCUGACAUUUCAGCUCAGGCAGAGAGGAUAAAGGCGGUGCAGGGAGCCGCACAGCGCUUCACCUCCCAUGAACAAGCUUACAAGCCUUGUGAACCUGGGCUGGUUAGUGAGAAGGUCGACCUGCUGGGUCAGUCUUAUGAAGAACUUAUUCAGCUUGCCGGCAGCCGCAGAGAGCGUCUGGAGGACUCCCGCCGUCUGUGGCAGUUUCUGUGGGAUGUUGGUGAGGAGGCAGCCUGGAUCAGAGAGCAGGAGCAGAUCCUGGCUAGUGGAGACUGUGGCCGCGACCUCACUUCCGCUCUUCACCUACUCAGUAAACACGAAGCUUUCAGGGAUGAAAUGGCAGCUCGCUACGGCCCCCUGAGUAACAGUAUUGCUGCCGGAGAAGCUUUGAUUAAAGAGGGACACUUUGGAGCCUCAGAAGUCACUGAGAGGAUCCAAGACAUCCGUGCACAGUGGGCUCGUCUAGAAGAGACAACUAAACUCAGGGAGCAGAGCCUGAAGGAGUCGGUGGCUCUCCACCAGUUUCAAACAGAUGCUAGUGACAUGGAGGCGUGGAUUAUGGAGACCCUUAGGCAGGUGUCCAGUCAAGAGGUUGGCCACGAUGAGUUUUCCACCCAAACACUCGCUCGCAAGCAGAGGGAGAUUGAAGAGGAGAUCCAAAGCCACCACCCCCUCAUCGACUCACUGCACGAGCAGGUCCAAGCGCUGCCACAGGCCUACUUACAGGAUCCGCAAGUGGAUGGUCGUCUGCCUGCGAUUGAGCAAUGCUAUGAAGAACUGGAGUCUCUGUCAGCAGCUCGGCGCCAGGCUCUGGAGGGGGCUCUGGCCCUUUAUCGCAUGUUCAGUGAAGCUGAUGCCUGCCAGCUCUGGGUGGAAGAAAAAGAGCAGUGGUUAGACAGCAUGGAGAUUCCUACCAAAUUGGAGGACCUGGAGGUGGUACAGCAGAGAUUUGACACACUGGAACCUGAGAUGAACAACGUAGGCGUUCGGGUAAAUGAUGUGAACCAGGUGGCUGAGCAGCUGCUGAAUUCAGAAAAUUGCAACAAAGACCAAAUCCACCAGACAAAAGAUAAGCUGAACAACAGAUGGAAAGAGUUCGAGCAACUGGCUGGUCAAAAGAAACAAGCUCUGGAGUCUGCUCUCAACAUCCAGAACUACCACCUCGAGUGUAACGAGAUUCAGACCUGGAUGAAAGAAAAGACAAAAGUGAUUGAAUCCACUCAGGGCUUGGGGAAUGAUCUUGCUGGAGUGAUGGCUCUGCAACGCAAGCUCACUGGGAUGGAGAGAGAUCUCGAAGCUAUUCAGGGUAAAUUGGAUGACUUGAGGGAAGAGGCAGAAAAGUUGGCCAACGAGCACCCGGAGCAGGCUGGAGAAAUACAAGGACGCUUGUCUGAGAUCCAGGAGGUGUGGGAGGAGUUGAAUGACACCAUGAAACGACGAGAGGAGUCACUGGGAGAAGCCAGCAAACUUCAAGGUUUCCUCAGGGAUCUGGACGACUUCCAGUCCUGGCUGUCUCGCACUCAGACAGCGGUGGCCUCAGAAGACAUUCCCACAUCUCUGCCCGAGGCUGAGAGUCUGCUCGCUCAACACGAGAGCAUCAAGAAUGAAAUCGACAACUACAAGGAGGACUACGAGAAAAUGCGAGCUGUUGGUGAGGAGGUGACCCAAGGUCAGACCGACGCCCAGCACAUGUUCUUGGCUCAGAGGCUUCAGGCUUUGGACACUGGCUGGCAUGAGCUACGUCAGAUGUGGGAGAACCGCCAGAACCUUUUGGCCCAGGCCUUUGAUUUCCAGACCUUCCUGAGAGAUGCAAAACAAGCAGAGGCUUUCCUCAACAGCCAGGAGUACGUGCUUUCCCACACAGAGAUGCCCACCAGCCUGCAGGCUGCAGAGGAGGCCAUUAAGAAGCAUGAAGAUUUCCUCACGACCACAGAGGCCAGCGAGGAGAAGAUAACUGGUGUUGUGGAGGCUGGAAGGCGCCUCAUUAAUGACUCCAAUGCAAAUGCCGAUAAGAUUGAAGAAAAAGUUGAUUCAGUCCAGGACAGGCAUCAUAAAAAUAAGGAGGCUGCUAACGAACUGCUGACCAAGCUGAAGGACAACUGUGAACUUCAGCACUUCCUUCAAGAUGGACAAGAGCUCACUUUGUGGAUCAAUGAGAAGAUGCUGACAGCACAGGACAUGACUUAUGAUGAAGCUCGCAAUCUUCACAGCAAGUGGCAGAAACACCAGGCGUUUAUGGCAGAGCUGGCCUCCAACAAAGACUGGCUGGACAAGAUCGAUAAGGAGGGUCAAGCACUCGUGGCAGAGAAGCCCGAGUUGAAACCUGUAGUUCAGCAGACCUUGGAAGAUCUACAGGGUCAGUGGGAGGAGCUGGAGGGCAGGACCCGCUCCAAGGACCAGUGUUUAUUCGAGGCUCACAGGGCAGAAAUCUUCACACAGAGCUGCUCCGCUCUGGAUGACUGGCUGAAAAACAUCGAGAGUCAGCUGCACAGUGAUGACUAUGGAAAAGAUCUGACCAGUGUUAACAUCCUCCUCAAAAAGCACCAGAUGCUGGAGCAUCAGAUGGAGGUCAGAGAAAAGGAGGUGCAGUCCUUACAAACUCAGGCUGUUGCUCUGUCCCAGGAGGAUGCUGGGCGGGCUGAGAUAGACGGUCAGCAAAAACAUGUCAUUGACAACUUCUCCAGCCUACAGGAUCCUCUCGGCCUGAGAAGACAGAAACUUCUGGCCUCCAAAGAAGCACAUCAGUUCAACCGAGACCUGGAGGAUGAAAUUCUUUGGGUGAAGGAGAGGAUGCCCCUCGCAACUUCCACAGACCAUGGCAAAGAUCUGCCCACUGUGCAGCUCCUAAUCAAGAAGAACCAGACUUUGCAGAAAGAGAUCCAGGGCCACCAGCCUCGCAUCGAUGACAUCCACAGACGAGGCGAGGACCAGAGCCAGGUAGACGGUGAAAGGCAGUCUCUUCUGACAGAGCGCCUUGUUGAGCUGAAGGACCUCUGGGACGAGCUGAUCGCUGAGACGGACAAGCGCCGCGCUCGUCUGGUCGAGGCACAUUUCGCUCAGCAGUUCUAUGCCGACGCAGCUGAAGCAGAGGCCUGGAUGGGAGAGCAAGAGCUACACAUGAUGUCAGAAGAAAAAGCGAAGGAUGAACAAGGUGCUCUCGUGAUGGUCAAAAAGCACCAAAUCCUGGAACAGGCGCUUGAAGAUUAUGCCCAGACUAUUCACCAGCUGGCCAACAGCAGCCGCCUCAUGGUCAACAGUGAACACCCAGAGAGUGAAAGAAUCACCUUGAGACAGGCGCAAGUCGACAAGCUGUAUGCAGGUCUGAAAGACCUUGCAGAGGAGCGUCGUGGGCGGCUUCAGGAGAGGCUGCGGCUGACCCAGCUGAAGCGGGAGGUGGAUGACCUGGAACAAUGGAUUGCUGAGAGGGAGGUGGUUGCUGGCUCCCAUGAACUAGGACAAGACUAUGAACAUGUCACAAUGUUGAGGGACAAGUUCCGUGAGUUUGCUCGUGACACCAGCACGAUCGGACAAGAGCGUGUAGACGGAGUAAACGCGUUGGCAGAUGACCUUAUUGAGUCAGGGCACCCUGAGAAUGCCAGUGUAGCCGAGUGGAAGGACGGUUUGAACGAGGCCUGGGCCGACCUCUUGGAGCUAAUCGACACACGCACACAAAUGUUGGCAGCUUCCUAUGAGCUGCAUAGAUUCCAUCAAGAUGCCAUGGAGGUGCUUGGACGUAUUAAGGAGAAAAAGGAAGCUCUGCCUUCAGACCUCGGUCGUGACCUGAACACUGUCCAGCACCUACACAGACAGCACACCAAUUCAGAGAAUGACAUUCAGGCGCUCAGUGGACAGGUGAACCAAGUGCAGGAUGAUGCUGCGCGGCUGCAGAAGGCCUAUGCUGGUGAAAAGGCCGAGGAAAUUCAGAGGAGCGAACAUGCUGUGACGUCCGCCUGGGAGGGCCUGCUGGAGGCCUGCAAGACCCGCAGGCUCGUCCUGCUGGACACUGUGGAGAAAUUCCGCUUCUUCAACAUGGUGCGGGACCUCAUGCUCUGGAUGGAUGGAGUUAACCUGCAGAUAGAUGCACACGACAGCCCCAGGGAUGUAUCAUCUGCUGGGUUAGUCAUUGCCAAUCAUCAAGACAUCAAAUCAGAGAUUGAGACCAGAGCGGACAGCUUCACUGCCUGCACUGACCUGGGAAAAGCUCUCAUCAACAAUAAUCACUACGCUGCUGAUGAGAUCCGAGAGAAAAUGGCUCAGCUCCAAGAACAGAGAGACCAGAUCAACAAGAAGUGGCAAGACAAGAUGGAUCAUUUACAAAUUGUCCUGGAAGUGCUGCAGUUUGGACGCGAUGCCUCUGUGGCAGAGUCCUGGCUGUCUGGGCAGGAACCUCUCGUGCGAGCAGCAGAGCUGGGCACUAAUGUAGAUGAAGUUGAGAGCCUAAUCAAGCGCCAUGAAGCAUUUGAAAAACUUGCUGCAGCUUGGGAGGAACGCUUUGUGCUCCUGGAGAAGCUUACUACACUCGAGGAGCAGGAGAUUCAAAGGAGGCGAGAGGAGGAAGAGAGAGCACGGCGGCCUCCUACCCCUCCACCAGCAGAAGAAGUGGCACAAACUGAGACAGAAAGUCAAGCGCAUGAUUCUGCAGCCAGAACAAGUCUGGAUCAGACCACACUGAACCAGUCGGUCUCGGUAAACGGAGUACACAGCGAUAACGACACAUCUCAGCAGUCAUUAACGAUGUCGUUGUCAAUGGGAAAGAAAUCAGAGCCUAAACGUGUGUAUAAGCCAAAACAGCCGGAGCGUGGCUCGGAGUCUGAGUCGGUUAAUGGACCAGGUAGAGAUAGCGGGCUGGCGUCUUCUCGCCUUGAGCCGUCUACGUUACCAAGCAGAGGUGGUGCUGAAUCCGAUCCAAAUGCCAUGGAGGGCAUACUCUCUCGAAAGCAGGAGAUGGAGUCCCACAACAAAAAGGCAGCUACCAGAUCCUGGCAUAAUGUUUACUGUGUCCUUAGAAAAGGAAACCUCGGUUUCUAUAAGGACAACAAGAGUGCUAGCAGCGGUGCUACAUACCAUGGAGAGGUGCCCAUCAGCUUGGAAGAGGCUGCUUGUGAAAUAGCUCAUGACUAUAAGAAGAAGAAACAUGUAUUUAAGCUCAGGCUAAGAGACGGGAAGGAGUAUCUGUUCCAAGCUAAGGAUGAGGCGGAAAUGAGCUCCUGGAUUCAGUCCAUCCUGAGCUCCAUUCCAGCAACAGGGUCUGCGGACUCCCCUGUCGGUCCCCGGCCCCUCAGCCGUGCCAUGACGAUGCCCCCCAUCUCCCCGAGCUCAGGCGACGUCGUCACCAUGCGCAACAAGGACGGGAAGGAGAAGGAUCGUGAGAAGAGAUUCAGCUUCUUUGGCAAGAAGAAGUAGAAGACUUGAUGAAAAUCAGUGGGAGUGAAUACUUCAACAAACUGAGGCAGGUAGAAAGGAAGGUCAUCCGAACACACGGCCCUGAGCACAGCCUCCGAGGGAUUUCUGCAGUUAUGUCACAGAAAAUCUUUUUCUUCCUCCUCGACUUUUCUCUCACAAGUUUUAUUUACUUUAUGUUCGCCCAGUUCGUGACUCACAUUCACCCAGCAACGAAAGUCCUCAUCCAGGUCCAGUUCUAGACCACCAAAACGGGUCCUCCUCAGUGGGAGGACUGAUGUCGCUGAAUCUGGACUAACGGAGCCUCCGGUAACUCUCUGGAUGGAGCUUUCUGUGCUACGGUUUCAGUUUUUAUGUUCCUGGUACUGAUGGUAUUAACCCGAUCAAUGUUAUUGAUAAUAUUAAUAUUCUAUUUAUCUUUUGCAAUUGCUGGUUUGAGAAAGCAACGCAAUUAGUUGAUCAUUUUGAUUUAUGUUGUGGAGAAAAACUAAUUUGGUUCAAGUAGAGAAUGAGAAGCUUGCCCCUUUUUUUUGUUUGUUUGUUUAGGAAACAAAAGUUUGAGGCGUUUUUUUUUUUCCCCAACAAAAAUAAAGCGAGUUUUAGCGGUGUGCUGUAAGUGAUCACAAGUUCCAUCUGGAAAAUAUUUAUAUUUAAUGUUUUUUUUUCUCAAAUUUUGCCUGUAUUUGAUUUUUUUUGUGCG